CUGGGCGCUGAGUGACUUCCGGCUGGCCGAAGACAGCGGCAGCAGCGCUGAGAUUAGGGCGGAUCGGGCGGAUUCACAGAGUCUGUAGAAACAUGGACGGUCAAGGCAGAAAAGUGGUGGUGUGUGACAACGGGACCGGGUUUGUGAAGUGUGGAUAUGCCGGCUCUAAUUUCCCGGAGCACAUUUUUCCAGCUCUGGUGGGGAGACCGAUCAUCCGCUCCACUGCCAAAGUGGGAAACAUCGAGAUCAAGGAUCUGAUGGUGGGCGACGAGGCGAGCGAGCUGCGCUCCAUGCUGGAGGUGAACUACCCGAUGGAGAACGGGAUCGUGAGGAACUGGGACGACAUGAAGCACCUGUGGGACUACACCUUCGGCCCCGAGAAGCUCAACAUCGACUCGCGAAACUGCAAGAUCCUGCUCACGGAGCCGCCCAUGAACCCCACCAAGAACCGAGAGAAGAUCAUCGAGGUGAUGUUUGAGACCUAUCAGUUCUCAGGGGUUUAUAUCGCCAUCCCCGUGCUCACGCUUUACGCUCAAGGUCUGCUGACGGGUGUGGUGGUGGACUCUGGUGACGGCGUCACUCAUAUCUGUCCAGUGUACGAAGGCUUUUCUCUUCCUCAUCUCACGCGCCGUCUGGACAUCGCUGGAAGAGACAUCACACGCUACCUCAUCAAGCUGUUGUUGUUGAGGGGUUACGCCUUCAACCACUCGGCGGACUUCGAGACGGUGAGGAUGAUGAAGGAGAAGCUGUGUUACGUGGGCUAUAACAUCGAGCAGGAGCAGAAGCUUGCGCUGGAGACCACCGUGCUGGUGGAGUCUUACACGCUGCCGGACGGGAGGCUGAUUAAAGUGGGCGGCGAGCGUUUCGAGGCUCCUGAAGCUCUGUUCCAGCCUCACCUCAUUAAUGUGGAGGGAGUGGGUGUAGCCGAACUGCUCUUCAACACCAUCCAUGCAGCCGACAUCGACACCAGGGCUGAGUUUUACAAACACAUUGUUUUGUCGGGCGGUUCUACGAUGUAUCCUGGUCUGCCGUCCCGUCUGGAGCGCGAGCUCAAGCAGCUUUACCUCGAGAGAGUGCUGAAGGGAGACGUCGACAAGCUUUCGAAGUUUAAGAUCCGCAUCGAGGAUCCUCCACGCCGUAAACACAUGGUGUUUUUAGGAGGAGCGGUGCUGGCCGACAUCAUGAAGGACAAAGACAACUUCUGGUUGACCAGAGAGGAGUACCAGGAGAAGGGCAUGCGUGUUCUGGAGAAGCUAGGCGUCACCGUUAGAUAAAUCACACACACACAUAUACACAUACACA
Rhinichthys klamathensis goyatoka is the source of this 1302-nucleotide messenger RNA. RefSeq names its product actin related protein 2a (gene actr2a). Gene Ontology annotation, molecular function: actin filament binding. Gene Ontology annotation, biological process: Arp2/3 complex-mediated actin nucleation. Lineage: Eukaryota; Metazoa; Chordata; Actinopteri; Cypriniformes; Leuciscidae. Gene Ontology annotation, cellular component: actin cortical patch; Arp2/3 protein complex. The record is from RefSeq and is a predicted model, not a curated record.